Messenger RNA from Gossypium raimondii (Peruvian cotton), 1432 nucleotides. Its product is annotated as loganic acid O-methyltransferase. The transcript is spliced from 2 exons. The record is from RefSeq and is a predicted model, not a curated record. Gene Ontology annotation, biological process: methylation. The coding region runs from base 13 to 1152 and encodes 379 amino acids. Gene Ontology annotation, molecular function: S-adenosylmethionine-dependent methyltransferase activity. Lineage: Eukaryota; Viridiplantae; Streptophyta; Magnoliopsida; Malvales; Malvaceae.
ACUACAGUAAUCAUGGCAGAGGUAGCCCCUGAUCCAUCCCCACUCAUCAUUGGCGGUGGCGGUGAAACCGUAAGACGGCCACUUCCAGAUUCACUCCAUGUGAACGGCGGCGAUGGCACUUACAGCUAUACCAGAAAUUCCUACUUUCAGAGAUUAGCUGCAAAUGUGGUUAAGGAAAGAAUUAAGGGAGCAAUUACAAUGAAGCUUGAUGUGGAAAACCUCUCUUCUACAUCCAACACAAUUUACAUUGCAGAUUUGGGAUGUGCAGUUGGACCAAACGCCUUCGACGCCAUGCAAGAUGUUGUACACUUCAUACAACAAAAGUACACUCUCCAAUGCCCGCAAUCCAACACAACACUCCAAUUCCUAGUACUUUUCAAUGACCAACCCUCCAACGAUUUCAACACACUCUUCACAUCUCUCCCUCGGGAAAGGCCGUAUUACGCAGCCGGUGUGCCGGGCUCGUUUCACCGCCGAUUAUUCCCCGAAUCCUCCAUCCAUUUUGUGCACUGCUCGUAUGCUCUCCACUGGCUUUCCAAGGUACCAGAAGAGUUAUUAGACAAGAAUUGUGGUGCAUGGAACAAAGGGAGGAUUCACUACACCAAUGCACCCAACGAAGUUGUCCAAGCUUAUGCAUCUCAAUUCGCUAAGGACAUGGAGGAAUUUUUGUGUGCUAGAGCAAUGGAGAUUGUGACUGGGGGUAUGAUGACCAUCAUCAUGCCAGGACUUCCCAACGAAAUGCCUUAUUCUCAACUGGCCGCUAGUUUAAUGUAUGAUUUUAUGGCAUCAACCUUCAUGGAUAUGGCGAAUGAGGGACUGGUAAGUGAAGAUGAAGUGGAUUCCUUUAACUUGCCCAUAUACACUCCGUCGCCGGCCGAGAUGGCCUCAGUGGUGGAAAAAAAUGGGCAUUUUAGCAUCGAGAUGUUGGAGUUAACAAAUCCUGCUUCUUUGGUAGGUGGUCCAGUUGAUAUAAAAGCUUGGGUCAUUCAUGUUAGGGCAGCAAUGGAGGGAAUGUUCAUCAAACACUUCAGCACUGAUAUUAUCGACGAAAUGUUUGAUCGAUUGACCAAAAAACUCUUUAUGUUUACUGAACAAGUGGAAUCAGGGUAUAAGGAUCGAACUCAGCUACUCGUUGUUUUAAUUCGAAAAUAAAAGGUGUUGGUCAUACGUACUGGGAUUCCAUUAUUUUUAGUUGAUUUCGAUAUUUUUACUUUGAUUAUUAAAGUAGUUGCAUCUAUAUAUCUUAAGUAAUUUUCAACUUAUGUGCGGAUUAAGUUUUAGCUCAAUUGGUAUGGGCAUUGUUGUCAAUGCAGGAGGAUGUGGGUUUGAGUGCGUUGAAACGCAUUUUUAACUCGUGUUUAAUUUAAUAAAUCUUAAUGUUCAAGAUUAGAUUUGAUAAUCAUGUAUUUAUUUUAUUAUAUUUUUUUAUUCA